This is a messenger RNA of Electrophorus electricus (electric eel), 3319 nucleotides long. It is a transcript of the gene rnf11a, whose product is annotated as ring finger protein 11a. The record is from RefSeq and is a predicted model, not a curated record. Lineage: Eukaryota; Metazoa; Chordata; Actinopteri; Gymnotiformes; Gymnotidae. Gene Ontology annotation, cellular component: ubiquitin ligase complex. Gene Ontology annotation, molecular function: ubiquitin protein ligase activity. Gene Ontology annotation, biological process: ubiquitin-dependent protein catabolic process.
UUUUCGUGAUGGUAAACUGAGCUAAAAUCAGCGCGAAACGGCGCAAAUUCGGGGCAGUCGAGAUUAUUACCCACAAUGCAGUGCAAUCGUAGUUCCGGUCCAGCAGUUUGUAAACACAGCGAAAGGGGAGAUGGAGUCGUCAAGAGGGCUCACCUAAAAAUAUGAGCCCGCUGGAGAACCAGGCCGAACACACACACACACACACACACACACACACACAGUGAAUGCCAUACGUGGGGUGUUAAUGUGCGAGUCUUAAAUUAGCCUAAGACUGAGGCUCUCUAGUUAGCUAUUUUACUGGUGGGGUGUUAGUUAGCUGGCUGACUAGCUGGGCAAGCCGCGGUGUCACUCAGCAGUUAUAAACCAACACAAACAGACGGAAUUGGAGCGGUGGCUUGCGCGAGUAACCGGGGGGAGGGUUUGUCGGGGCUUCACUCGCCGGGCAGAUUUUGAGUUGACGUCUUCUAAACUAUAGGACCAGGUAAAUGGGGAAUUGUUUGUCCUCACAGGGUGCCGACGACUUGUCCCUUCUGAACGAGUCUGAAGGUGCGAGUCUUCCUGGAGAGCCUCCACCGCCGUAUCAGGAGCGGGAGCAGGUGCCUGUGUACCACCCCACGCCCAGUCAGCCCCGUCUGGCCACCCAGCUGACAGAGGAGGAGCAGGUGCGAAUUGCUCAGCGCAUCGGUCUCACCCAGCACCUGCCCCGUGGCAUCUUCGACCCAGGCUCAGAGCCCUCCGACAAGAAGAUCAAAGAGUGUGUGAUCUGCAUGCUGGACUUCGAGUAUGGCGACCCGAUCCGGUUCCUGCCCUGCAUGCACAUCUACCACGUGGAUUGCAUCGACACCUGGCUCAUGCGCUCCUUCACCUGCCCCUCCUGCAUGGAGCCUGUGGAUGCAGCGCUACUCUCCUCCUAUGAGACCAACUGAGCGUGCCCGAUGCCAUGGAGACUGCCAGCAUGUGGGGAGGGGCCGGUACACACUGGAGGGUGUGUCUGAUGUGUUGGCCAAGGGAGGGGCAGAGAAGGUGGUAUAGGUGUACGAUUGAGUGUGCGAGUGCGAGUGUUAGUACCAGCUGAAGAUCAGGAGUUAAAAGAAAGAUCUAAAGUAGUAUGGGUGCAGAUUAAAAAAAAAAAGCCCUGUGUUGAUCAGAGAUGCAUUUUUAAGAUGUUUUCUUGAGAUCAAGUAGCUUAAAAUUUGAUGUACAAGAGUAUAGAACUUAACCCGUAUGGGAUAAUAGAUGAUAUAGAUCUUUAAAGGAUAAAUGUAGGUCUUGUGUAGGAUCAUUUUGGGAAAGUGCUUCAAUUAAAUGUGGUUGGAUUAUUUUAUUGUUACCCAGCCAUUUUUUUUUCUCUAAGCGUGCAAUAUAUAUAUAAGAAGCAGCCGUCUUUUUCCGAUUGGUCUUUUGACCUGCCCAUCACAGGUUUCUCCCGUGGAGGUUGUUUGCUCGCUAAGAGCAAAGGCUUGGGUGUGCUGUUGAGGUAUCUAGUGAGUCCUUGGGUCUUGUGAGUCAUACUGAAGAACAGCAUUCUGUAAUUACAGGAUAAUCAGAGCCAUUUAUUUGUAGCUGUUCAGUGAGAGACAACAUGCAAACGUAAAAGGCAGACGUGCAGUAAUUGGCGUGUCUGCUUUACAUAUAUUGCACUUUUCACUUUCAAUCUGCUGCAUUGCAUGUCUUGAUGUGAGGCUUCACACUGGAGAUGGGUCGUCCAGUCCUGGCAAAGCACAGCACAAUGCAGUGUCUAUCUGGCGCAAUCACACCUGAUUCAACUUGCCUUUGCUAAUUCGAAAUACACUGCGCUAAAGACUAAGAAACACUACGUUGUACAGCACACAAGGAAUUGCCCUUCCUUGAUAUAGUCAGGCUUGUCAUUGGAACACUGACAUGUACUUUGAAUAACACACGGAAGGUAAUCUCCAGAGAUGUCUCUUUAGAGCAGAGGAACCCAGCCAUGGUUUGGUAGGGCCAGAGUCAACGGCACAGUCUGGUGAUAUCACUGCUCAAACACACCUAGUAACCCUGGUAAUCAGCUGAUGAGGUAGAUCAGGUGUGUUAGACUAGGGAAGUCACCAAACUAUGCACUCCAAGGCUGGGGUUAGACACCUCUGGUUUAAAAGAUUAUGUUUCUUACUCUUUUUUUCUUUGUUUUUGGCUUGUUUGUUUUGAUUUUGUGUUUUGUUUGGUGCAUUGCAGGAAAUGGAUUCCUUGGCUGCUUUUCUGUUGGCUACCAGAGUGGAAGAUGCUCUUAUUGUGCUAGUCUACUGAGAUUCCACCACAAAAAGCCUUGUCCUUAACCAUGAGAACAGAAAAAAAAAACAGCAGCCAAAACUGUUCUCAGAUCAGCAUAAGUGGGUUAUCUUCACUAUAAACUGUUCUUUUCAUAUGGUUUUGCCUUUAAAUAUAUUGUACUAUAUGUCUUUCUAUCCAGUCUGCUCCGCCUUGAUCUUGCAUGCUGUUGAAGUAUAUAUUUUUUUUCUUUGUUUUUGGUGUCGUCGUGAAUGAUCUUAUGAUACUUGGAGGAAAGUUACGAUGAUACAAUCGUGUUUGUGCACCUUUUCAAUUAUCUUGGCCAACCAAAAACCGACACUGAGAGUUGAAGCUUUACAGUCAUUCCCCUUCCUUUUUGUAAUGUUAUUUGAAAAGAGACAAAAAGACUGUCAUAAGAGCUUCAGCCUUUUCUCAAUUUUGAUACUGCUUGUUGUAAUGUCUUUUGUAUGUGUUAACAAAACAAAAGGAAAAAAAAAGUUCUGUUGUCACCAGAUGAUGCAUUAUGCUGAAAGCAAAAGAAUUGCAACUUUUUUUUUUUAUUAUUGUUUAAGUAUAGGGCUGAUUUAAUCAGGUUAACGUUAUUGAACUGUAUGAUUGAAAUGUUGGAAUCUGUAUUCAGAAAGGUUCUCAUGUCUGAUGUAGGAUUCGAUUCUUGACUGCAUACGGCUUUUAAGAUGUACUUUAAAAAUCUGAUUCAAACUCUCAUGAGAACAUUUAUGAAUGCAGUGACUGAAUUCAGCCUGACAAGAACAUUGGUUUUAGUUAAGGUUGUGACAUUUUGUUUUGAGGAAAUCAGCAGUCUGACAUUUUGUGUACUACUUUUUUUGGGAGGGGGGGCUCAGGAUCUGUGUGUUUAAACAAAAAAUGAGAAGCUACAUAAUUGAAAUAUUGGGUGAAAAAAAAAGUUUGACUAAUUGUGAGAGUAAAUUGUAAGAUGUGUCGAUUGCAUUUGAUCUAAAGUUGAAUAUGCUUAGAAAUGUAGCUCUACUAUAACCUUUCUUCCAUCUUUUUCUUAAUGCAAAAUGAAAUGGCAAACUCCUGUGAAGUACAAUCA